AUCAACUUCAUUGAAGUGUUACUGCAUUAUAUGCUGUGGUAGUCUGCAUAUCUUGAUAUCUCAACCUUGACUGCGUUGCCACUUUUUGCUUUUUCUCUUGGAUAUAAAUGACUGAUUGCCAAAUGGUUUCCUCAGAUUUUACAGCAGAUGAAAACAUGGAGAUUGAAAGCAUUAGGACGUAUAAGGAAGUCCUUCUGGAUGAUAUCCAGAAGUUAAAGAUGGAGAUAGACAACGUCAUGGCAGACAUACUCAGCUUUGAGUCUUCAGAGGAAAACAGCAAGACCAUAGAGAAGAGCAAACUGUCUGCAAAUGGGAAGAAGAAAUUCAACAUGGACCCCAAAAAGGGCAUCAAUUACCUGGUGGAGAAUAAGCUUCUGGAAAGAAGUGCUCAAUCCAUCGCUGAGUUCCUCUACAAAGAGGAGGGACUCAACAAGACAGCCAUUGGAGAAUUUCUUGGAGAAAGGGAGGAGCUCCACCUCCAGACCCUGAAGGCCUUCGUUGAGCUGCACGAGUUCUCCGACCUAAACCUGGUCCAGGCCCUCAGCCCGUUCCUGUGGAGUUUCCGUCUGCCUGGUAGCCCAGAAGUGACCAUGAUGGAGGCUUUUGCCACGCGCUACUGUGACUGCAACACUCAUGUCUUCCAGUCGACCGACACGUGCUACAUCCUGUCAUUUGCCAUCAUCAUGCUCAACACCAGCCUACACAACCCCAAUGUGAAGGACAAGACCCCUCUGGAGCGUUUCAUCUCCAUGAACAGGGGCAUCAACAACGGGGAGGAUCUACCUGAUGACCUGCUUUCGAAACUGUACGAGAGCAUUCGCAACGAGCCUUUUAAAAUCCCAGAGGAUGAUGGGAAUGAUCUGACUCACACCUUCUUCAACCCUGACAGAGAAGGCUGGCUCCUUAAACUUGGAGGCCGAGUGAAGACGUGGAAGAGGCGAUGGUUCAUCCUGACCGACAACUGCCUCUACUACUUUGAGUUCACCACUGAUAAAGAGCCCAGAGGCAUCAUUCCUCUCGAGAACCUUUGUGUGAGAGAAGUGCCGUAUCCUCGCAAACCGUACUGUCUGGAGCUGUACAACCCCAACAGUCGAGGGCAGAAGAUCAAAGCGUGUAAAACAGAGACAGACGGCAGAGUGGUGGAGGGGAAGCACCAGUCCUACACCAUCUGUGCUCCCAGCGCGGAGGAGAGAGACUCCUGGAUCGAAGCCAUCAGAGCGAGUAUUACCAAGGACCCGUUCUACGACUUGGUCUCUGUCCGUAAGAAGAAGGUGAUAAACCAGGCUCCUCAGGACUGAGCUCUCCAGUGCUCCCCAUGGACAUGUGUAGUACUGCCCCACAGUGGAAUUCAGCCCCCCCUUUAAGUUGUGUUAAACACCGCACAACACAACUGAGUGAGGACACCAGAGGUUAGACACUGACAGUGGUUGCUUAGGCUAUAGAAGGGACUUCUCUUUCCGCUUCUCUUUUUGCAGACUUAACUAAACCGUGUGAAAGGUGAAAACGAGUCACAAAGAAUGUGUGGAUAUAUCUUCUGCAAUCCAAAGUGGAUCUUGUAUCAGGAAGAUACAUUUAGCAAGUGUUGUCCGAGGAUGUCUACUGUCUGCAGGCCAUACAAAGGGAAGACAUAAAACAAAAAAAAAUAACACAAAAAAAAUGUAUCUUUUCAAGUAAAGUAACAGUAAACCGCUCAACUUCUGUCCAGUGGAUCAUCAUUCCAUGCGUGAAAAGCGUUCAUAAUAUGCUACUGUUCUCGUUAGGUGUCAAUUGAGAAGUGUUGCUAAUGCUUCAUUUUGUAAAUACAGAUAUUUUUUUAAGCAUUUAUGGGAAUUCAAUUGUUUGUUUCUUGUACUUUAUAGUGACAUAUAAUAAGCCUUAAAAUGCAGAACACGUUCUAAUCAGACCGAUGAUUUCACUUAUAGCACAGUGCAAUAUGUGCAACAUGCAUUCUCAAUUUUUAUUGUAAUGUGUACACUGUAAUAUAUAUAUAGGAAGUGUUUUAGCAUUU
Molecule: messenger RNA, 2008 nt
Organism: Etheostoma spectabile (orangethroat darter)
Lineage: Eukaryota; Metazoa; Chordata; Actinopteri; Perciformes; Percidae
Gene: cyth4b
Product: cytohesin 4b
Biological process (GO): regulation of ARF protein signal transduction
Molecular function (GO): guanyl-nucleotide exchange factor activity
Source: RefSeq, a predicted model, not a curated record